Trichoderma gamsii is the source of this 420-nucleotide messenger RNA. RefSeq lists its product as hypothetical. The coding region runs from base 1 to 420 and encodes 139 amino acids. The transcript has 3 exons. NCBI's taxonomy places the organism in Eukaryota, Fungi, Ascomycota, Sordariomycetes, Hypocreales, Hypocreaceae. The record is from RefSeq and is a predicted model, not a curated record.
AUGCUCGACUUUGACGAAGGCGUGCUAAACAAGAUGGAGAAGGGAUGGGCUAUUGCGACGCGCUGCUCAGAACAAAGACUAAAGAGAAUAUACGAAUGGACAGACGCAGAGCUCAAUACAGCCAUCAAGGAAGGGAUGGUGAUGCUGGAGACUGUUUGCGUGUUUGUGCACGGAUGUAUCAAGUCAGGACAAUACAAGCUUCCAGCUGAAUUUUGGAAGAUUCUUCAUGCCGAAUAUGGCAUCGUCGUUUAUCCGUCAGCCUUGACAGAGAGCAUUGCUGCUGUGGGCGUGGGAGCGGCUCAGACCUUCUCGGAGGUAUACAGCAGUCAUAUUGUCAUGCUUGGAAAACGAGAUACAAACCAUCCACCGCUUUGCCCGUUUGAAUAUAUAAAGGAGCCGCUGCCGGUAUACGAGAAAUGA